Messenger RNA from Clonostachys solani, 1737 nucleotides. NCBI's taxonomy places the organism in Eukaryota, Fungi, Ascomycota, Sordariomycetes, Hypocreales, Bionectriaceae. The record is from the annotation of a GenBank genome assembly.
AUGAGGUUGCUCCACACUGAGACGCUGAGGCUUGAGUUCUUCCAAGCGGACUUUCCGCAGUAUGCUGUCCUCUCGCACAGGUGGGAAGAAGAAGAGGUGACGUAUGAAGACAUCCGGACGGGCAGAGACGUCGCACAGCUAAGAGGGUAUUCCAAGCUACAGAUGAGCGCACAGAUUGCCAAGGCCGCUGGGUACGACUACAUAUGGAUCGACACCUGUUGCAUCGACAAGUCGAGCAGCGCAGAGCUCUCGGAGGCCAUCAAUUCCAUGUUCAAAUGGUACAAAGCUGCUGCGGACUGUAUCGCUUAUCUCUCAGAUAUUGAGGGUAGCAGAUCGAUAGUAGAGAGUCGAUGGUUUAGCCGUGGGUGGACCUUGCAGGAGAUGAUCGCGCCCAGGCAGGUCAAUUUCUACGAUCGUUACUGGGAGCCUCGUGGUUCGAAGGGUGACUGGAAAGCAGCUAUCCAAGAACAUACCGGAAUUCCUUCUGACGCCCUGGAUGGAUCCGUGGAUUUGGGCACCAUUCCCAUCUGUUGUAAAAUGUCAUGGGCAGCUGGGAGGGUCACUACCAGGGGAGAGGAUGUUGCAUACUGCCUUCUUGGGAUCUUCAACGUGAAUAUGCCCUUGCUCUACGGCGAAGGACAAGACAAGGCAUAUAGAAGGCUCCAAGAAACUAUUGUCCGAGAGAACGACGACGAGAGCAUCUUUGCCUGGACGGUGCCGCCAGGUGAGGCUCUCGAUGCAGAUUUCUGGGGUCUGCUGGCGCCGUCUCCGGCGUACUUUAGGGGCUCGAGGAACUACUCAAUUCCGCGUUUCAAGACGUGGCGAACUGGAGAUCCAGUGGAAAUCACGAACAGAGGACUUAAGGUGUCGUUGGCGCUUUGCCCAGUACCUGAAGACAAGUCAAGGACCCAGUUCCUCGCUGUGUUUAAUUGCUCUCAGUCAAGUGAGCAUUCAACCAGCGCAGCAAAUUCAUUCACCAUCACACUUCAGAAGCUUUCGAAAUUCGAGGAUCAGUAUGCUCGGGUUCGACCUGACAUGAUUCGAUCAAUCGAUAGCAUGGUCCUUAUGGGCCAAGCUGAGCCGGCCGUGCGUCCCAUAUUUGUGCGGUCAGAUCCACGACCUACCGAUCCUGUACUUGGCUUCUGCGCAGACAAAUCACAAAAAGUGCAUUUCGAUUUCCCAACAAACUCGCAUCACGGGCCAGUGGUCUUAAAAGGGUUUACAAACAUUGAGUUGGAAGCAUCUAAGCCGUGGCUAUGCCAGAAGGUGACCGAUUCCCGCCAAGUCUACUCGGUCGAGCUGAGCAAGGAUAAGGCUUCCGUUGAAACCCAAGACAAAACCAGCAGUCUCAACUCGAAAAAGCUCGACGCUAUAUUGAGGCUCCGCUGCCGCUCUUUUCUCUUGGAGGAAGCAGAUGGGAAUUUUCAAGCACGUUGCAGCCCUUUCCAACCUCGUCCGAGCUACGAAGACCCCUACUUGCUACUCGGGUUUGAGGCUCUGCCACCGAACGCGAUGGGGACUCCGUCCGCAUUCCUGAAGCCAUGGUACGCCUUUAAUUCUUCAAGUGAGCCGGAAGCCAUUCAAGCUAUCCUGUCUGGGGAGAGCUUGCUUGAACAGUCGGUUCACACAGCGCCGGGCCAUUCUCGAUUUCGAAUUGAGCUCAAGGCCACUACUUUGAACUUCCGGACCUUUUAUGAAGUAAAUGCAGUCUCCUAUACCGGCGAGAGUGGGACCUGA